Messenger RNA from Exaiptasia diaphana, 1540 nucleotides. RefSeq names its product transmembrane protein 145-like. Lineage: Eukaryota; Metazoa; Cnidaria; Anthozoa; Actiniaria; Aiptasiidae. The record is from RefSeq and is a predicted model, not a curated record. The coding region runs from base 50 to 1480 and encodes 476 amino acids. The transcript has a single exon. Gene Ontology annotation, biological process: G protein-coupled receptor signaling pathway; response to pheromone.
ACGACUGAAAAAAAGUCACUCGACACAACACAAUGAUUGUGCUUGCUUGAUGACUAAGUUUUUAUGGAUCAUUAUUUUAUAUUUUGUCAYAAGUAACRGUGCCUCCGCCAAGUUCAUAAAAGGCCAAGUUUAUACAUCAACCAAAUGGGCUUUCAUCACUCGUUUCGUGUUUUCUGAUGAAAUUGGUGGCCUGGAUUAUAGUGUUACAUUUCCAGSUGACGGGYCUUGCGGUCCAAAGAUAGCAUUUUAUUACAGUGAUAUGUGGUCCAUUGUUUAUCCUCGUGAGARUCUGGACUGCACGCUGAAAAUGAACUACGCAGUUAAAUCGUACGACGUGGAAAAGGCGUUGAACAAUUCACAUGUCUACUUGCACUGUGSAAAUGAKAAUAAUUUGCGUUAUUGUACUGGAAAGAUAAACUUCCUUACGAUGACUGACCAAUGGUGGUUCUUGGUUUUGAGUCAGUGUCAUACUAGCGAUCCAUUAKACGUUCAAUAUCAGUUUACUAUCACGGAUGGUAAUUCAUGGGAGAGACAAGUAUCAGCCGAAGAAACCAACAUAUUUUUAGUUACUGCAGUUUGUUUAMUCAUUUUCACGAUAGCCUUAAUAAUCGCCUUAAUCUUUCAAUACCAGCUACUGAAGUCCAGGUUUUUACACACUCCUUAUAAAAUGUUCUUAGUCGGUCUUGCCUACGAAGAAGGAGCUUUGGUGUUUGAGACUGGCUAUUAUGUGACAUACAUUGAAACAGGCUCGCAGUUAAUCGCCGUCAAGACUAUGGGUUCUGUUCUCCAYGCAGCCAGUGAGGCAGUCUUUAUGAUCUUGUUGAUAUCAUUGGCUAAGGGAUUCACAGUWACACGUGGAAGGCUUCCAAAAUUUACCAARAUAAGGCUAGGUAUAUUCACUGCCUUAUAUGGCAUUGGUUACGUCAUAUACUUCGUCAUGGAGAUAGCCAUUGAAGACUUGGGUUUGUUGAGAAAUAGUUUAGACGAUGGUGCAGAAAUUGGUGUGCUUGUGCUCAGAAUUAUAGCUUGGGCRUGGUUUUUGUACGCCACCAUUCAAACAAUUGAUAAAUAYCCCGAAAAACUAGUGUUUUAUAGUUGGUUCUGUGUCCUGUUCUCGGUGUGGUUCUUGGCCAAACCCGGUAUCACUYUAUUUKCUCAUUUAAUGAUCACACAUUGGAAAGUAAAUAAGGUCGUUAAGGGSGUGGAUCUCGUCACAUGCACCAUGGGAUAUAUGUUAUUUCUUCAUCUUACAAGACCAACAGUCGCUAAUCGUCAGUUUCCAUUCCAUGUUCGUACAAAUCAGAUCRAUGUUGUAACAACAAAUGAAAAUGAUGACUUUCCACAUACCGAGGAKUACUCGAAACUAAAGAAAAACACCAACGGUGAACUGGAAACGAGUCUUACAAACAUAAGCAACGCUGAUAACGAGAACUGUCAGAGCAAUGGUAUUGUUAGUAUUUGGUUYCCUGGCAAACAUUAAAUAAUAUAUUUGUUGAGUUUGUGCCACCUUUKYUGUCAUUAAUUCAAUAARCACAGCUGG